Messenger RNA from Laetiporus sulphureus 93-53, 2979 nucleotides. Its product is annotated as ATP-dependent DNA ligase. Lineage: Eukaryota; Fungi; Basidiomycota; Agaricomycetes; Polyporales; Laetiporaceae. Gene Ontology annotation, cellular component: DNA ligase III-XRCC1 complex. Gene Ontology annotation, molecular function: DNA ligase (ATP) activity; ATP binding; DNA binding. The record is from RefSeq and is a predicted model, not a curated record. Gene Ontology annotation, biological process: mitochondrial DNA repair; DNA biosynthetic process; lagging strand elongation. Bases 159 to 2918 code for a protein of 919 amino acids. The transcript is spliced from 11 exons.
CGGCGGCACUAGUGCAUCCAUUCAACGCCUUUGCUGUGAAAAGCUUGGCAAGCCAAGCGACGCAUUCUCUCGCACUUUGUCUACAGCCAGCGCGUGGGUCAAAUUGUGGACCCGUGCCUGAAGAUCUCGUGGAUUCUGGCAAACAUCCUAAGAACGCAAUGUCCAAACGCGGCUCAGGAUCAGCACCGAAUUCCCCAUCGAAAAAGAGACCAAAGGUUACGCCUGGUCAGCCCAGUCUCCUCAGGUACUUCGGGACCCAGUCAUCGCCAUCGCCUUCUAGUCCAUGGAAGGGACGGGUUUCCGUAUCUCCCGCGGCGCCGUCUGGGAAUACGAACAAGCAGCCAUCCGACGAUCACGCUCGCGGAACUAAUUCUGCAGGUCUUGAUGACGAAUUGUAUGCUUGGAAGCUGGCAGAACGCGAUGGUCUUGAUGCCAAUACACUGAAGAAGCUCGAGGAAGAUGCCAGUGCAUCAAAGAAGCGCGAGGAGACUGCCGGCAAAGCAGGACCGUCGACGGCGAUUUCCACAAAUUCUGUUGAAAUUAUCGAUGUCGACUCGUUUGAGAAUGAAACAAAUAUCCGUGCGCCAGCUGCGUCUCCCAGACUACCGCAGCGUACUCGCAGCUCGUCUGAACUUCCAAGAGAUAUUGAAGCUCAUGCAGGCCCAUCCUCUGGUCCGUCUGAAGCUCCCGUCCCAUUCUCCUUGGCUGGCUCUGUAACUGCUUCGAUUCCAGAGACAAGUUACGGCUCUCUUUCGGUCGAUCCCGCAUCAUUCGCCGUUCCUGACAUCUGGCCUGUAACGACUCCGGUCGCUUACUCAUUCCUCGCACAUACUCUCGCAACCGUUUCUGGAACCCGCUCUCGUAUUGCCAUUUCGAACACUUUGACGAAUUCCCUGCGGAUCAUUACGAAACAGCAUCCGCCAUCUCUUCUGCCAGCACUGUACCUCCUUUCGAAUUCCCUAUCACCACCGUAUUCGCCCAUCGAAUUAGGAUUAGGGCCAUCCAUCAUCACGAAAGCAAUUCAGCAUGUUUCAGGUCUGACACCCGUGGCUUUACGACGACUGUAUAACAAAACAGGAGAUCCGGGUGAUGUGGCAUUCGAGGCCAAGUCCAACGUCCGCACGUUGGUCCCGCACCCUCCGCUACUUAUAACGGGAGUCUAUGAAUCUCUGCUGAAGAUUGCCCACACAAAAGGGCAGGGAGCUACCAGUCAGAAGCAGAGAAUCGUAGAGAAACUGCUUGUCGCUGCCAGAGGAGAGGAGACCCGGUUCCUCGUCCGCACACUAUGUCAAAACUUGCGGGUUGGUGCCGUACGCAAUUCUCUAUUGACUGCCCUAAGCCGCGCGAUGGCUCUCACUCCGCCACACAGUCUUAUUUCAUCCAUUCCUCCGGACUCCCCUUAUUAUGUAACCCCAGAGCUACUAGCGCAAGUCAAACCGUUAGCUCCUGAUACGAAGAAAAAGGCUGCCAACCCAGCAAGGGAUAGCAUCAACUCUAUUUUCGCCAGCGCCGAGGCGCUGCUGAAGAGGAUAUACGUCCAGCAUCCUAACUACGAUCACAUCGUGCAGGCGCUCCUCGAAGUUGGGCUGGACGGCUUGCGCGACCGUCUGCCGCUCACUGUGGGCGUCCCACUCCUGCCCACACUGGGGUCACCUACUCGGUCUCUUGAUGAGAUAUAUGACAGGCUUGGUCUGCUUCCGUUCAGUGCAGAAUUCAAAUAUGAUGGACAACGUGCCCAAAUACAUGCCUCAAGGCGUGAUGGUACGAAUAUUUCUGUCCAAAUUUUCUCGCGCCAUUUGGAGGACAUGACAGACAAGUAUCCAGAUGUCGUUUCUCUCAUCCACGAUAUGUAUCAAGCAUCGUCUCAGAUGGAAUCCUUUAUUAUCGACUCAGAGAUCGUGGCUAUCAACCCGAGCGAUGGAGGCAUCAAAUCAUUCCAGGAACUCUCGAAUCGUGCACGCAAAGGAGUUAAACUUGAUGAUGUUAAGGUUACCGUUUGCGUCUUCGCAUUCGAUGUCAUGUACCUUAACGGACAGGUUCUACUAGAAAGACCCUUUCGAGAACGCAGAAUGCUACUGAGGUCGAAUAUUUCACCGUUUACCUCCGACCGGAAGGAUGCUGCCCGAUUCAGCCAUGUACAGAGCUGUGAGAGCGAAGGUGGCAGAGAAGCUUUGGAGGCAUUUUGGCAGGUUGCAUUGAAUAGCCCUUGCGAGGGGCUCAUGAUUAAGCUGCUCGAUAGCGGCGAUAUCCUGGAGGAAGUGAGCCAGAAGGAGAAAACACGGCGUAAGCCGUUGCCCGCUACGUAUGAGCCGGAUAAGCGCACAUCAGCGUGGUUGAAGCUCAAGAAGGACUAUGUCACUGGCCUUGGAGAUAGUCUCGAUCUCGUACCUAUCGGUGCCUGGCAUGGCAACGGCCGGAAGGCGCAGUGGUGGAGCCCAAUAUUGCUUGCCGUGUGGGAUCCUGAUGCCGGCAAGCUGGUAGCUGUCUGCAAAUGCAUGUCAGGCUUUACCGAUGUGUUCUAUAAGAGUUUGUCAGAGCGCUACCCGGAGAAUUCUGAUACUUGUUCUCCAGAGCCAUUGUGGGAACCAGAGUGCGAGACCGGAGGCCUGAGACCAGAAGUGUUCUUCAAGCCGCAGGAAGUUUGGGAGAUACGCGGAGCUGACGUCACCGUAAGCCCCGUGUCUGUAGCUGCGCUGGGAUUGGUAAACCCGAAGCGAGGGCUCAGUGUCAGGUUCCCCCGGUUCAUGAGGAUCAGAGAAGACAAGGGCCUCGAAGACGCGAGCACUCCAGGCUUUUUGGCAGACAUGUAUCGUAGGCAGCAGGCUACGGGUAAAGAUCAAGCGGGUGCAGAUGAUGGGGAGUUGGUGGAUGUGAGCGAAGAGUCAUCUGUAGAGAAGAGUGGAGAUGAAACAUUAUGAGCGCAACUUCAUGAAAUUGUAUUCGUUUACAAUCGUCAAGGGACUUGGACGAUCCUACGCG